Helobdella robusta is the source of this 8130-nucleotide messenger RNA. RefSeq lists its product as hypothetical. The transcript has 47 exons. The record is from RefSeq and is a predicted model, not a curated record. Gene Ontology annotation, biological process: establishment of mitotic sister chromatid cohesion; regulation of gene expression; establishment of protein localization to chromatin. Gene Ontology annotation, molecular function: chromatin binding. NCBI's taxonomy places the organism in Eukaryota, Metazoa, Annelida, Clitellata, Rhynchobdellida, Glossiphoniidae. Gene Ontology annotation, cellular component: Scc2-Scc4 cohesin loading complex. The coding region runs from base 1 to 7482 and encodes 2493 amino acids.
AUGGACGGGAGUGCACCCAGUGUUCCUAUAAUAACUUUAUCUGCUAUAUCUAGUUUCACAAAUUUGCUUAAGAAUCUACCUCUGCCAACAUCAGUGCUGCAAGUGUCACAAGAUAGUUUGUUGUACAAUGGAUCACUAGCAAAUGAAGCUCAGAAAAUUUUAAAUUCUCCUAAUCAUAACCAGACUCUUGUUCAAGAACUCAUACAAUCUUUACGCCUAUCUACAACAGAUCACAUCAUUAGUGAAUGCCCAAAUGAAACUCCUCUAAGUGAACUACUGAAUAAUGUAAAUGCGCCAGACCUCCUAAAGUUUCUUGUCCUCAAUGAUUCGAAUGUAUUCAAAUACAAGCUCACAUAUAACAACAAUACAGGUUAUGCUGCAAAGGAUGCAAACAACAUGUACAAUAACAACAACAACAGCAACAACAACAAUGUAUCAACAACCAACAUUAAUGGACCAUGUGCAUCAUAUGAGCAUCAGCAAUUACCCUUCAAUGAUCAAGAUUAUGAGUUCCUGAUGAAUAGACUGUCUCCAAACUUUGACCAACCAAUAGGAACGAAUGAGAUGAUGAUGGAAGAGGUCUUCCCAUCCAAUGUGCAGUUUGUAGGACAGAGCAUGAGUAACAUGUCAAGCAAUGUACCAGGCCGAAGUACGUGUGAUGAUGGUUUCAAUAUGGCCGGCGUCCACAAAACUGCACCUGGAGGUGUGAAGCCAUUUGUGGAUAACUCACCAGCCCAAGCCUCCUCUGCACCUCCCACUGGAGCAGAACCUGUUGUUCGCAUGGUCAACAACAAUCUCAACAACAACAAUGCCCUCAUCACCAACACAAUGAUUCCUAUGUAUGACCCUUCAAAUAUAACAAACUUACAAUAUUCUGCAACACAAACAACAACUUCUUUCCAAAACUACAAUAACUUUUACCAGCAACAACUACCUAUGGGAAAUUUUCCCAAUCCAGCUUAUUUACAUCAGUCUCAGCAACACAUGCAACCACAACAGCAACAGCAUUUACAACAACAUACGCAACAGCAUCAUAUGCUACCGCAUCAGCAGGCACAUCAACAAAUGUUGCAGCAACAUAUGAAUCCCUUUGAAAUCGUUCAACAACAGCCACAACAACAAUUACAAACGCAACACCAUCCGCAACAACACCAUCUUCAACAACAACAACAAUUUCUCAGGGGUCCAAUAAAAACAUCAGAUUCAAAGGUGUCCACUGGUGACAGAUUACCAAGAGUCUCAUUAACUAGACUAGAAGAUGACUUCAACAAUGGUAGCAACAACAACAACAUAUCAGCAAAUAGCAGCUCGCAACAAUAUGACGUCGUGAACCAACAUUCCUCACAGCAACUUAAAAUAAAGUUAUCAAAAAGAGGGCUAAAAAGGCGAACAUCCGAUGAGGAUGAUGAAAGCUCGUACUCAUCCGAAUUCGCUCCAUCACUCUCAGAACGAGUGAAACGAAGAAGGAAUGCCAAAUCUGUCGGCGUCAAAUAUGAUGUUGAUGAUGUCGAGGAGGAAGAAGAGAAAGAUGAGGAAGAGGAAGAAGAUGACAGCCGUGACGCUAAAAAUAGAAAUGUCAUGUCUUUAUUGGACCCAUCAUUUGAAGAUGUUGACGAUCGCCAUAGGCGGAGAGAGGAAAGGAAGAAGAAGAAGCACCACUACCACCACCACUCCAGCAAGCAUCGAACAUUCAUUGACGACGACGAUCAGACUGAUGGUCCGUCAUGCAGAAGAUUCUAUUCACUUAUCGACCAAGUUCUUGAACUCUCUGAAGAAAUCGAUCUCGCUGCCUUCAAAGAUAACGAAGAGGAUGAAGAAACAUCGUGUCUGACUGAUCCAGUCGUGCCAAAGAAUGUCUUGGUGGAUGUUGUAUCGGAGGCUGCCAAACUGAAAACUGUUGGCCUCAUGAACCAGAUUCACUACGACAAGUUGAUAAAGCUAAUGACCAUCCUCCAGUACUCUAUUAAGCAAGGACUCAGAUCUGUGCCUAUAAUUGAAUUGGAUGAUGAAGAUGAAGAUUUGCGGUUUCGUGAAUUAACACUAAAUUUUGUGAACAUCGGCUUGGACGCAUGCAUGAUUGCCAUGAUCAUCCUCACAUCUCCUAACAUGCCUAAACAAGUCUUCAUAGAGGACGUGAUAGAGAAGGUAGUGAGAUUCAGUCGGCAGCACAUGAAGAACUUCAUCUUUCCCUCUUUCGACCCCAUCUACAAGGCCGAUCUCUCAGGAAAAGGCAUGCAAGCCAGCAUAAAGUCAAAAAGAUCAAAGAAUAGUGGGGGUUCAAGAGACAGAUUAGUCAUCAGCAUCUACAACAAACUCACCGACCUUGUUGGACUCCUGGCUGAACUGGUCGACAUCCAGGAACUCACUGAUGCCAUCAUUUUGCAGACAUCAUCUCUAUCCGUUGCGCCAUUUUUCGUUGAGAAUAUACCAGAACUACAACUGAAUGCCCUCAAACUAGUCACUAAUAUAUUUAGUAAGUAUGACAAACAUAGACAACUGAUUCUGGAGGAUAUCCUAUCAUCACUGGCUCGACUGCCAUCCAACAAAAAAAAUAUGAGAAGCUACAGAUUGAACGUGGAUGAGCAGAUUCAGAUGGUAACAGCACUGGCACUCCAGCUCAUCCAGUGUGUCGUCAAGUUGCCUUCCAAACAAGAACAUGAUGAUAACAACAGCAAUACGAACAGCAACCACAACAACAACACCAACAACAACGAUGACGACGACGACGAUCCUGCCAACUUUGAUGGCGAGGAUGUCGGGAAGAAUAGAUCUGCUGAGAAGAUGACGAAGAACAGAAACAAAAUCAAAUUUAAUAUGGACAAAGAGGCAAUGAUAUUGACCUCGUACGAUACGGCCAUGUUCACUGCCCACAACUUCCUACACGUCUUUCUUGGAAACAAAAUCACGACAACAUCUCAACGACAUUCCAGCUACAACAUCACAACGACAUCCCAGCUACAACAUCACAACGACAUCCCAGCUACAACAUCACAUCGGUAUCAUUACAAUGACAACAGGUGCACAGCUAAGGAGGAGGAUGAUUACAGAAGCAUGUUUGGUAACUUUGUCAAUGAUCUCCUAUCAACAGUCAACAAGCCUCAAUGGCCAGCUUCGGAACUUCUUCUCAGUAUUCUCGGCAGUCUCCUGGUGAAACAGUUCAGCAGCAAAUCAGUUGAGAUGUCCUUGCGAGUAGCCUCGCUGGACUACCUGGGCAUCGUGGCCGCUCGACUGCGUAAGGACGCCGUGUCUAGUCAUCUCAACGAAAGCGUCAUCGACGAUAUCAUCAAGAAGGUCUCUAAAAAAGAUGAUGAUGAAACUGAGGACGUCGAUAAGCCGGAUGUUAAAGAAGAAGUCAAACAACUUGAUGGUGACGAUGCUGUAGUUGAUGGUGCUAUCAAGGAAAAGAAAUUUAAUACAAAUAUUUGUGACAUAAGUAGAACGCAACUACUGCAGAAAGGGUUGUUGGACUACUUGGCGUCGACCACUGAAACUGACCAUGCAUUAAUUUUUGCCAGGAAAUUUUACAUAGCCCAGUGGCUGAGAGAUUGCAGCAAAGAAAUCGAAACGAAAACAAAAAAAAUGGCAGAAGAAAAAAUGAACGUGAAGAAGCAGCGCAAGCCAAAAAAGUCUGCACCAAAAAGCAGGCGUCAUCGAGAGAAAUCCGCAAAACAUAACAGGAGCAAACGCAGACGGGCCAUUGUUGACGACGAUGAGAAUGAAGAGGAUGAAGCAACUGAUAAUGAUGACACUGAAGAAGAGGAUGAAGAGGAUGAUGAUGGUGGUGCUCAAGACAACAAGGAAUCCAUCGAGCUCGAUAUCCUACGACUUACGCAAAUGGAAAUUGAGAAACGAAAAAAUUUUUUAUUCGAUGAAAUAUCUGAGAUGCAUGUUUACAAAUCAAGCAUCAAACGCAACAGAUCUCGUCUGGACUACGAUGGUGCCCUUCUGGUAACCAGGUACCUUGCAUCCAACAGACCAUUUUCACAAAGUUUUGACAUUUAUCUUAACAAGAUCUUGAAGGUCUUACACGAGAGCACGGUUGCAGUGAGAUCUAGAGCGUUGAAGUGUUUGGCAGCUGUCAUUGAAGCUGAUCCUGGUGUUCUGGCGAGGAAAGACAUGCAGAUAGGAGUGCACAACCGAUUCACAGACUCGUCGACUUCGGUGAGGGAGGCAGCGAUUGACCUCGUCGGAAAGUUCAUCCUCGUCCGACCCGAACUCACCGCUCAAUAUUACGACAUGCUCUCUGAAAGGAUCCUGGACACGGGCAUAAGUGUUCGCAAGAGGGUCAUCAAAAUUUUCAGAGACAUCUGUCUGGAGCAGCCAAAGUUUCCUAAGAUACCUGAGAUGUGCGUGAAGAUGGUUCGGAGAGUAAAUGACGAGGAAGGCAUCAGGAAAUUGGUGAACGAGACGUUUCAAAGCAUGUGGUUCACUCCCUGCACCGAUAAGGACAGCUCUGUGCUUGUUCAGAAAGUUUACAACAUCACCGAUGUCGUCGCCGUGGCCUCUCUUAACAUUGGAUUCGAGUGGCUAGAGCAACUACUCGAUAAUUUGUUGAAGAAGGAGGAAGAGACAAAGGAGAAGCCAGUAGAGAAGGCGUGCACGCAGAUUGUAGACUGCCUCGUUGACAACGUUCUACAACUCGAGCAGCGGGAAGCUGAACUGAACAGAUACAUAAGCAACGCAACUCUACCUGGCAGCGCAACUACAACAGCAGCAACAACAGCAACGCCACCCUCUCGUUUUAGUUCAUGUUUUUCCACGCUAUUUCUGUUCUGCAAAGUGAAGCCAUCCCUACUCGUCAAGCACUGCAUCGUCAUCCAUCCCUACCUCAACAUUAAAUCUUUCAACUCCAGUGACACGUUGAUAGUGAGCAACGUUUUGAAGAUUUUGGAGUUGAGUCUGCCCCUGAUGGAGCACCCAGGUGAGAUGUUCCUGGCCAAAGUAGAGGAGGACAUCUCAAAACUCGUCCUCAGACAUGGACCAAUGGUUAGAUUAAUUGCUAGUGUAGUCCAGAAGAUACGUGAUGUACAAUUCAACACACUGACUUCCACGCCACUCUCGACCUUGGAUUCCAUGAAAGUGUCCUUGAGAAGGUCUCUCUAUGUUGUUGGACUGCUCUGCAAACAUUUUGACUUUGAUUCAAAAGAGUUUGACUCCUACAGAAAGGUUUCAAAUGUUGAGGCCAAAGUGUUUGAGAUAUUUCUACAUUUCCUCGAUUUCCCUGAUGAUUCAGUCAGACUUCAGUCUCUCACCGCCAUUGGCUCCCUGGUGAGCCAGCACUACGAGUUGAUGUUAGGGAAGGAGCUCCGGGACAUGUACCACCACAUGUUGACCGACCCGUCAGUCCCGUCCAACAUGUGCUCGCAGGUCCUUUGCAACAUCAAGGACUACCUGGCCGAGGAAGAGGUCAAGAUGGCCAAGGCAGAUGCCGAGUGGAGGAAACUUCAUGAUAAAGAGAAUCUGAAGGAGAUGGGUGACGUUCAGUCUGGGAUGGCCAGUACAAUAAUCCAGGUGUAUUUGAAACAGAUACUUGAAUCUUUCUUCCAUCUCGACCAGCAGGUCAGGAUGUCGGCGCUUGAAGUUGUCGUCCUCAUCUUGAAUCAGGGCUUGGUCCAUCCUCAGCAGUGCAUGGCACACCUGAUCAGCAUGGGUUCUGACGCAAAUGUGAAUAUCAGGUUGAAGGCAGACAAGCAGAUUCAAGACAUCGAUAAGAAGUAUCCUGGAUUUGUGCAGGCCAAAGCGAUGCAGGGCAUAAAGAUGUCGUGCAGACUGCAGAAACUCCUGUACGGUACCGACUCGCAGCAGCACAAUGCAGGGAACCAGCAACAGCAGCAGCAGCAACAACCUGGUCAACUAAGGGGUGUGAGGAUGGAAGAAGACGGAACGAUGACGUCACUGAACUCCUUUGUUUAUUCAGUGGUUCGCGGCAACCGUAGCAACAGGAGAGUGCUCGUCAUGAACGCUCUGCGCAUGUUUGAGGACAAAACGCCCCUGAAUGAGCUGCUGUACAUGGCGGACAACCUGGCCUACUUCUCCUACCAGCUGCAGGACGAACCACUGUUCAUCAUGCACCAAAUCGAUAUCAUACUCUCUGUGUCCGGAUUCAACUUGAUACAAUCCUUCAGAGAGGUUUUCUAUCCUGCUCUCCAGCAGCAACAACAGUCGCAACAACAACAACAACAUCAGGUCCAAACAAAAAGUCAGCACGUUUUUGAUUCUUGUUCAACGUUAGCGACAACAACAGCAUCAGAAGCGACAACAACAUCAUCAACAACAACAACGUGGACACCUUAUGUUGUUGCCACAACAUCGGUAAAUGAUUGCCAACGUUGGAGCCGCAUGCCCUGCGACGACAUCUAUGGCAACUGUAGUGAUGUUGUUGCCGUUGUCGAUGGUCAUCAUAAUCAGGAUAGCAACCUCAACACUUCAGCAGCAGAUCACCCCAAAAACACCACGGUGAACAACGUAAACAGUGAUGACUGCUACAUUAGCAGAACUUCUUACAGUAACGAUCGAGACAUCAACAGUACCGAUAACUACUGCAACAAUAACAAUGAGGACAGUAAAAAUAACAACAACAAUGACAAUAAUAAUAAUAAUAAUGAGGAGUAUGAAUUGAUGACGUCAAUGACCAAUACACAGCAAGCACUGAUAAAUAGGAGAAAGUUUGAGGAUGACGAUGACGACGAUGAUGAUCUGGAAACCCUGCUUGAGCUUGUACCAAGUGAGGGAACAAGCCUCAUUGAUCUCUAUAUGUCCCUUCAGGGCUAUCUCUUGCUCCUCGUACUCAAACAGCACCUCAAGGAGAUGUAUGGAUUCACUGACAACAAAAUACAGCGAUACAGCCCGACUGACGUGAAGUUGUACGAGAAGGCAGUGAAUCGCAAGCACGGGGUGAAGUUCCAUCCCAAACAGGCCCUCGACGUCCUGGGCAGGUCGGGGCAAAUGAGUCAGAUGCUGGAUGAGGAUCGAAGGGAGAUUGUUGCCGCCUACAUUAAUUUCAAAGAGUUGAUGGCCAGCAUAGACAAGGAUGAUUUGGAUGAUAACGAAGCAGCAGCUGGCACGACAACUACCACAUCCACAAGUCGUGCUGCUACUUCUUCCGGCAACCCGGGCAACCUGGACGGCACGACCACCACUAGCAACAACAACAACAACACAUUUGUACAGCCUUCCUCCAAUGGACAGAUGAUGAAGCCAUUAACGACGACACCUCGAAAAGCAAAUCACAGCAGCAACAGCUACGGCAGCAAUAUAAACAGCAGCAGUGGCGGCAGCAGUAGCAGCAAAGCAGCUUCCCGCAAGUCACGAAACCCCAGCAACACAAGCAGAUCAUCAUCGUCCUUGUCCUCUUCUGCAAAGAAGAACAAGAGCAAAAAAAAGAAAAGCAAAAGGAAAAGAAUCAGCUAUAACAGCGAUUCGGAAGAGGAGGAGGAAGAAGACGAUGAGGAGGAGGAGGAGGAUGGCGAUGAUUGGAAUUAAACUCUGUUUGUCACGUUGAGGUAGUUUUCUAAACAGCUGAAACAGUUUGGUUGAAAGUGAAAAGUUCAAAACACAAAACACGGAAUCAUCUAACCCUUGAAGCUUUUGUGCAUUAAUUAAAUUAAUUAAUCUAAUAAUUAACUAAAUUAUUUGAGUAUUCAGUAUAUUACAAUCGUGAAUGUCAUGUUGGUAAUACAAUGCAAUCAAUAAUUUUUUUAGAAGUUUAGUCGGUAAAGUUUAAUUUAAGAUACAUACAGCUAAUAAAUUGUAAACUCCAAUUCUAACUGUUGUUGUGCGUAUGAGCUUGCAUUCUUGCUAAAUUUAUAAAUAGAUUGAUAAUUUAAGUCAUCGUUCGUUCAAUCAUCCGUUUGUUAUUUAGUUUAUCGGUUCGUUUUUUUAAUUGUUUAUAUGUAUAUAUGUGCACUGGUUAGAACGUGUGAAUAAUAUUAUGCAAAAAAAAACAGUUUUUAAAGUAAAUUACUGUUUGAAUGUUCAUUUUGAAAUCUCUUAGUUUUGUAUUUUUCCUAUUUCUAUAUAUUAUUCGUUUUUCAUUCAAUCAAUCAAUCAUUCAUUCAUUCAUUCAUUUUAAUUUUUUAGAAGACCAUUUUGUUUAUAAUUUGAAUAAUUAAAUCAAGUUUGCCACCUGUC